AGGUUUUUUCUUCUGUCUUCCAGGAUCCUUGGCGGAGAGCGCGAGCGAGGUGGGGCAGAUGCCGGCGGAAGCGGGGCACAAGGCGGACUGUGCGUGCUCCUACGGGAUGAAGCUUAGUUGGGACAUCAACGACCCGCAGAUGCCUCAGGAGCCAGCCCAUUUUGACCACUUCUGUGAGUGGCCCGACGGCUACGUGCGCUUCAUCUACCGCAGCGACGAGAAGAAGGCGCAGCGCCACCUGAGCGGCUGGGCCAUGCGCAACACCAACAACCACAACGGCCACAUCCUCAAGAAGUCGUGCCUGGGCGUGGUGGUGUGCGCGCGGGCCUGCGUCCUGCCCGACGGCUCCCGCCUGCGGCUGCGGCCCGCCAUCUGCGACAAGGCGCGGCUGAAGCAGCAGAAGAAAGCAUGCCCCAGCUGCCAAGCUACUUUGGAACUGAUUCCCUGUCGAGGGCACAGCGGGUACCCUGUAACCAACUUCUGGCGGCUUGAGGGCAACGCGAUAUUUUUCCAGGCCAAAGGAGUUCAUGAUCACCCAAGACCAGAGAGUAAAUCAGAGACGGAAGCUAGAAGAAGUGCCAUCAAGAGGCAAAUGGCCUCUUUUUACCAACCCCAGAAAAAGAGAAUUCUCGAACUGGAGGCAGGAGAGAGUCAAGACAACAGUGGACAUUUCAACAGCAUACCUCCCCUGGAAAAUCCAGAAGAGUUUGAUAUAAUUGCUGACUCUGGCUUCCCUGUUCCAGAGCAGACUUGCUUUUCCUUUCCAAACUCUGAUGCUUACAAAGCCGCCUGUGACCUAGCCACCUUUCAGGGAGACAUGGUGCCACCCUUACAGAAAUAUCCAAACCCAAGAGUCUACUUGCCUAGGCCACCCUGCAGCUAUGAAUUGGCAGGCCCUGCUUAUACAAAUUCGAGCCCAUAUCCCACCCUUUAUAAAGAUUCCAGCAAUUUCCCUAAUGACACAGAUUGGGUUCAUCUGAGUGCGUUACAUUAUAAUGUCAACUCAUACAGCAGCUUCGAGAGAAGCUUUGAUUUCAGCAGUAAACAACACGGCUGGAAACCAGCUCUUGGAAAACCUGGCCUUGGGGAGAGGACUGACCAUGGACAGUUCCAGGCCAUGGCCACUCGCCCUUAUUAUAACCCCGAGCUUCCCUGCAGGUACCUCACGUCUCCCCCACCAGGUGCCCCAGCCCUACAGACCGUGAUCACCACCACCACCAAAGUGUCCUACCAGGCCUACCAGCCCCCUGCUCUGAAAUACUGUGACAACGUGCGGGAAGUUAGCCUAUCGAGCUGUAACUACGCUUCUGAAAACACCCCAAUGUCCCUCUAUCCGGAAGCGUUGGACCUUCCAGCUGCAGUUGCUAGGGCAGCCUCUCCAGCAGGGUCACUGCCUUUGAAAAUUCCAGGAGACUGCAGGGCCAUCAGACCCAAUUUGGCUUUUCCUCAAGAGUCAGCUCCCUCCAGGACAGAUGGAGCAGAGACUUGGGAAGUGUGUCCAUCUGGACUGGGGUCUGCCAUCAGUUAUGCAGAUAGAGUUAGUCCGUUCUUUAGCUGUGACAAUGAAGACUUUUGAACAACACUCCUGGGCAUGACAUAAUACUGGUGUCCAUGCAGGCAGCGAAACAUGGAA
Molecule: messenger RNA, 1633 nt
Organism: Ceratotherium simum simum (southern white rhinoceros)
Lineage: Eukaryota; Metazoa; Chordata; Mammalia; Perissodactyla; Rhinocerotidae
Gene: GCM2
Product: GCM transcription factor 2
Biological process (GO): regulation of transcription by RNA polymerase II; gliogenesis
Cellular component (GO): nucleus
Molecular function (GO): DNA-binding transcription activator activity, RNA polymerase II-specific; RNA polymerase II cis-regulatory region sequence-specific DNA binding
Source: RefSeq, a predicted model, not a curated record